UUGGGCUGCUCAAGGUUCUGAAUACAUUAUUUGGAACUAUGAUCACUGCCUUGAAGCAUUCAAAGCGGUUGAAAACAAUGCACGUAAAAAUCCAGAUGAUGAAUUUAAAAAUUAUCAUGGAUUCAAUGGUUUGCUUCAUGUACAAGAUUCUCCAGUUGAUAAAUUUGAUAUUUCUAAAGAUAUUUUUAAAGUCGCAAGAGAUUUUGGUAUUCCUUAUAAUAAUGAUUUCAGUGGGGUUCGACAAAAUGGAAUAGGAGAAUUUCAAUUUACGAUGAAAGAUGGAAAGCGUUUUACAUUGGCUGAUGGUUUUUUGACAGAUGCAUUAAAAGAAGUUAAAAUUUAUCCUCCAAAACCAAUUAUUCAUGGAUGUCCUCAUCCACCACCAUCUCGUGCAUUAGAUGAUAAUGUUGGCAAGUUCGUGGCAGUUAAUGUUAAAUCCUUUGCUCACGUGUUAAAUAUUAUUUGGGAUGAAAAAAAGAAUGAUAAGAAUGUUGCAAUUGGCGUGAAAUAUUUUUGUAAUGGUAGAAUUCACAAUUCUUAUAUUGCUCCAAAAGGUGAAGUUAUUAUUUGUGGUGGUGCUUUGAAUAGUCCUCAG
Racocetra persica is the source of this 595-nucleotide messenger RNA. Lineage: Eukaryota; Fungi; Glomeromycota; Glomeromycetes; Diversisporales; Gigasporaceae. The record is from the annotation of a GenBank genome assembly.